This is a messenger RNA of Symbiodinium natans, 453 nucleotides long. The record is from the annotation of a GenBank genome assembly. NCBI's taxonomy places the organism in Eukaryota, Dinophyceae, Suessiales, Symbiodiniaceae.
AUGUCCAUUGUCGAGGUUCUGAGUUUGGGGUUUGCUGCUGCUGCCUUCGCGCUGUACGUCUGGUCUCCAUUUGGAUCGAAGGGUGCCGAGCAACUUGUGGUCCGGCCAUUGUUGCGUCACACUCGCUUCUGGAUGAUUGCCUCCGACGAAAUGGCUCUGCAUGGACAAGCGGCCAUGCAAGACUUCGAGUCCUUGGCAAAGACGCUCGCCCAAUCUGUGGCACAGAGAAUUGGACCAAAGCUCGCCAAGGGACAGGCGCCCAAGAAGAGUCACGUGGACCAUUGCUUAUCAAGGGCUGCCUCCGACGCAAGGUCACGCUUGUACCAAUUUCCAGACAAGGCCAACAUCAACCACGUCAUGAAAGCCGUUGAAGCCGAAGAGGCCAUGAUUCUGCUGGAUUUGGACAAAGCUCUAUCGGCCAAUUUUCCGCCGGUCUUCCCGGCUCGUGCUUGA